This is a messenger RNA of Brassica oleracea var. oleracea, 683 nucleotides long. RefSeq lists its product as uncharacterized. The transcript is spliced from 3 exons. The record is from RefSeq and is a predicted model, not a curated record. Lineage: Eukaryota; Viridiplantae; Streptophyta; Magnoliopsida; Brassicales; Brassicaceae. Bases 38 to 577 code for a protein of 179 amino acids.
UAUGAAUUAAGAGAGAGAGAGAGAGAGAGAAAAAAAAAUGGAAAGUGAACUUAGCUUCUUGAUUUCUGUUCUGAUCAUAUGUGCAGACAUUUCAGCUGGAGUUCUUGGGAUAGAAGCUGAGAUUGACCAGAGGAAGCAGCAACAUCAUCCUAACCACCAACAACAUGGAUGUCGAAGAAACCCAAGCUCUGGAGCUUUUGCUGAGGGAGUAGCUGCAAUAGUGCUUCUGUCUAUCGUCCAUAUCACAGCCAAUGUGCUUGGAGGCUACGCUUACAGUCGCUCUAAGCAAGAUAUCAAGAGAGCAACGGCCAACAAGAUACUGGCAGUGGCUUUCCUUGUGUUCUCCUGGAUCUUUUUUGCUGUGAGCUACUCGACGCUGAUGGUAGGAACACUAGCCAACUCGAGAUCAAAUAGAUACUGCAGCUUGAGGAGUCGUUGGCUCUUCCUAAUUGGAGGCAUAUUUUGUCUAGGACAUGGACUGGUGACUUCAGCAUUUUAUGUUUCAGCCCUUGCUGCUAGUAAAGAAGACAAAGAGAAUGUGCAACAAGAAGAUCCAGCAAAUAGAAGAGGCGCAUGAUCAUGCCUUUUCAACACAAUUAUGUUUUGUGAGUGUAUAAAAUUAACAUAAUAGCACUUAAAUUGCUUCACUUGUGUCAAAAUUUGCUUCCUUGACAUUAAUAAAU